Molecule: messenger RNA, 918 nt
Organism: Gryllus bimaculatus (two-spotted cricket)
Lineage: Eukaryota; Metazoa; Arthropoda; Insecta; Orthoptera; Gryllidae
Source: the annotation of a GenBank genome assembly
AUGGCGCGCCCCGCACUCAACGCCAUCAGUCGCCUGCAUCUCCACCCGACACGCCACCCGCCUCGCCCCGCCCCGCCCCGCUUCACCAUGAAGGUUCUGGCUGUUGCUGUUCUGUGCCUGGCGGCCGCCGCGUUCGCCGAGGAGCCUGAGAAGAAACAGGAGAAGCGCGGCCUUCUGGGCCUGGGCUACGGUGGCUACGGCCACGGCCUGGGAGGCUACGGAGGCUACGGUGGCUACGGCCUGGGCGGCUACGGAGGCUACGGUCUGGGACACGGCAUCGGCUAUGCCGCCGCCCCCGUCGCCGUCGCCGCCCCCGCCAUCGCCCACGCCGCCCCCGUCGCCGUCGCCGCUCCCGCCGCCGUCACCACCGUCUCCAAGGUGAGCUACGGCACCACGCACAUCGCCCCCGCCCCCGUGGCCGUCGCCGCCCCCGUCGCCAAGGUGGCCGUGGCCGCCCCCGCCAUCGGCUACGCCGGUCACGGCCUCGGCCUCGGCGGCUACGGAGGCUACGGUCUCGGCCUGGGACACGGCAUCGGCUACGCCGCCCCCGCCGUCGCUAAGGUGGCUGUGGCCGCACCCGCCAUCGCCGCCGCCCCCAUCGGCUACGCCGGUCACGGACUCGGCCUGGGCUACGGUCUGGGUCUGGGACACGGCUACGGCUACCACGGCUGAGCAACUCAUCCCCAACUCACCCCGCCUCACCCCGCCUCGCCUCGCCUCGCCUCGCCAGCCGACAGCGCGGCCUCGUGGCACGCGCCAGCGGCACUCGGCACUCUGGACCGUCGUAACUUAUUGAGCGGAACGGGAAGACGAUCAGUCGCCCAGAAUGCUUUUUCACACUGCGCCACAGAAAAUUUCAUUUUACAUUUUGACUUCGGUCGCACUUCAUUGAAAAUAAACAGUUUUUUAUACAAAUAA